Messenger RNA from Pecten maximus, 2088 nucleotides. RefSeq names its product midasin-like. The coding region runs from base 1 to 966 and encodes 321 amino acids. Gene Ontology annotation, molecular function: ATP binding; ATP hydrolysis activity. Gene Ontology annotation, biological process: ribosomal large subunit assembly; rRNA processing. Gene Ontology annotation, cellular component: preribosome, large subunit precursor. The transcript has 12 exons. NCBI's taxonomy places the organism in Eukaryota, Metazoa, Mollusca, Bivalvia, Pectinida, Pectinidae. The record is from RefSeq and is a predicted model, not a curated record.
AUGUUGAUAAAAAUCAGAUACAGUAUUUAUAUACUGCAGAUCCAUCAAGAAGCCACAGUCGACAAGAGCUGGGGUCAGAAAGGCAGUCCCUGGGAGUUCAACCUGCGUGAUCUGUUUCGAUGGUGUGAUCUUCUCUGUCACAAUCAGGUGAAGGAUCUGUACGAGAGGAUAUUUCCUGAUAGUCUGCCAUUUUAUGUGCCCAGUAGACAAGUAACCAUUUCCAACAGUGUAAUACAGGCAGGACACUCAUUUCUCUGCCGUGAAGAGUUUGUGUCAAGGGAGACAACUCGGUCACUGUACCUCCUUCACCACCUCCUGGAGCGUAUGGAAGCAGUGAUGAAGUACGUCCAGAUUAACUGGAUGCCCAUUCUUGUGGGGCCUCAGUCCUGUGGUAAGACCAGCUUGGUCCAGCUACUGUCCAGUUUGACCGGCCAUCACCUACAUGUUCUAGCAAUGAACUGUUCCAUGGACACCACAGAACUACUGGGCAGAUUUGAAGAGGCAGAUAUCCAGAACCAUGUAGAGAAACUCGUCUACACAACCGAAUCUGUUGUCUUGGAUACCACCAUCCUGCUUCUCCAAGGUCAACAUGUCAGUAUGGCAGGGAGGCUGCAACAAUCCUGGAACAGCUUCAGGCAGUGUGAAGAUGCGGAGUUUGGAAUGAAACUGUCGAGUGUAGAAGAGCUAGAAUCUGUCAAGGUCAAGGUCACAUGUCUGACAGAGGUCAUAAGUGACAUUAAGCAGUCUCUCCAGACUCAGACAUCUGAUAAAGGAGCCGAAUUUCUGAAGACAGUAACAGACUUGGAGUCAGAGGUGACCUCCAAGUUAACGCUGACCUAUGUAGGGUCAGGCAGCGGGGCAUUUAAGUGGGCUGACAGCGUGCUGGUACAGGCAUUACAGGCCGGUCACUGGCUACUUAUCGACAAUGUCAACUUCUGCAGGCCAUCCAUGACAAAGAUGUCUUGAUGAAUGACAGAAAAAUCAAACAAUGCCAUUGACCUUGAUUAAAACCAGUAUUAGCUGUCACUUCUGAAUAAGGAUCCUGUGUGAAAAGUCAUGAUUUCACCUCUACCCCUAACCCGGAUGUAUGUAAUCCAUGUUGGUGACACAUUUUGACAGCUAUCUCCAGAAACUGCCCAACAUGCUGUGUUGAAACUUUUAUAUUUUGCUUCUCAGAUGUUGGUCUUGGCCAGGCAGUCACACCAUUGAACAACUGGCUGGUGAGAGUUAACAGCUUCAGUGUUCUCCCGGCAGAUUACCGAGGAAACUUCCCAAACAUCAGGUCUACCAACACUGUAUUCUUGUCUCGUGAUGUUAAAUAUCGUAUGGAGAGAAGUUCUUCCUUUAAGAUUUUGAAUGCGUCCUGAAGCUUCGAUCGAGAGGAUACAUGUAAUAAAGACUACCAAAUUACAAGUCAGAAAAGGUGCUUCCUCUUCCCUCAGAUACAACUGCCUUGGACAAAGUAUGACACCCUGGCCUGUUGACAUGAAGUUUUGACAACAAAUGAUGAUGGGAAGAAAUAAGUAUUGGAGGAAUAUAGCAGCCAUGUCAACCAGGUCAACCAGGUCAAUCAGGUCAACCAUGUCAAACAACAGAGAGAUGUAUACAGACAACAAUCUUCAGAAAGUAAAGAAAAGUUCAGGUUACUGCCAGAAAGAAAAGAAAAUAUCAGGUAAUUUAACAAUGACUUAAGUAAAAAUUUUCGAAUUGCAAAUAAAUACCUUAAAAGAUGUUAUAUCCCGGGGGCCUUUCUAUUUUGUGUGUAUUUUUGCUAGUUAUUUGAGAGUUCAAGUGCUGUAAAUUAACCAAUUCAAUACAAACACAUAAAAGAUUAUCCAUGUUUGAAUUUAUCUUCACACCCUAAACAUAUUGUUGAAAAAUAUGGAACAGAAUGUUCAUGUACAUUAUGUAUUAACUAUCUUUUUUAACAUUAUGAAAGAACAUGCCAUCGUGUAUCGCUUAAUUAUCCCUUCACGACGAAAGUCGGGGAGGGGAUAUAGCUUUCCGUUCGUACGUAGGUACGUAAGUACGUACGUAUGUAUGUUCACUUUUUGUCAGCUGACCAAACUUCAUAUAUGGGUCCAACAU